CCAAUUAAAGCCUCAAAAAUAGAAACUGAUCAUCAGCAUUUGCAUUUGUAGUUUUGCUAAAAUAAAAAAUCUUAUCCUCAUUCACAGUUGUUCGUUCGUCGGUCCAUUCCAUCAAUGGCGAAACCAAUCGUAGACACAGAAUACAUCAAUGAAAUUGAGAAAGCUCGUCGCGAUCUCCGCGCUCUAAUCGCCAGCAAAAACUGUGCACCAAUCAUGCUUCGCUUAGCAUGGCACGAUGCAGGAACGUAUGAUUUUAAGUCAAAAACUGGUGGACCGAAUGGUUCUAUCAGAAAUGAGGAAGAGUUCACUCAUGGUGCUAAUAAUGGCUUGAAAAUCGCUCUUGACUUUUGCGAAGCAGUGAAGUCUAAACAUCCAAAGAUUACAUAUGCAGAUCUAUACCAGCUUGCAGGUGUUGUUGCAGUUGAGGUCACUGGUGGUCCGACUAUUGAUUUUGUCCCUGGUAGGAAGGAUUCCAGUAUUUCUACAAAGGAAGGGCGGUUGCCAGAUGCUAAACAAGGUGUGCCACAUCUAAAAGACGUAUUUUAUAGGAUGGGUUUGUCUGACAAAGAUAUAGUGGCACUAUCAGGGGCUCAUACACUGGGAAGGGCACAUCCAGAAAGAUCAGGCUUUGAUGGUCCAUGGACAAAGGAGCCACUGAAAUUUGACAAUUCAUAUUUUGUGGAGCUGCUUACGGGGGAAAGUGAGGGCCUACUGAAACUUCCCACAGACAUAGCUUUAUUGGAUGAUCCUGAGUUCAGACAGUAUGUUGAGCUGUAUGCUAAGGAUGAAGAUGCUUUCUUUAAGGAUUACGCCAUAUCACACAAGAAACUAUCUGAGCUAGGGUGCACCCUAAGUUCUGGUUCCAAGACCACAGUGAGGGAUGGUACUAUAUUAGCACAAAGUGCUGUAGGAGUUGUUGUGGCUGCAGCAGUGGUGGCACUGAGUUACUGGUAUGAAGUGCGGAAAAGGAUGAAGUAAAUUGCAGGACGACGUAUUCCAUUCUUACCUCCAUAUCACAACCUCGUACCCAUUAAUGAUGAACUGUACCUUAUUUGUAUGGUUUUACACACUACUUUCAAAUAAUAGCAUUUAGUGUUGGAUUAAUACAAAAAUAUAGUACUAAUAAACUGGUUGUACCGUGGAAUCUAUGUUUAUAUUUGAUCCCGUACUUUUGGAGGGUUA
Messenger RNA from Lycium ferocissimum, 1182 nucleotides. Its product is annotated as L-ascorbate peroxidase 3-like. The record is from RefSeq and is a predicted model, not a curated record. Gene Ontology annotation, molecular function: peroxidase activity; heme binding. Lineage: Eukaryota; Viridiplantae; Streptophyta; Magnoliopsida; Solanales; Solanaceae. Bases 115 to 978 code for a protein of 287 amino acids. The transcript is spliced from 9 exons. Gene Ontology annotation, biological process: response to reactive oxygen species; hydrogen peroxide catabolic process; cellular response to oxidative stress.